Molecule: messenger RNA, 1182 nt
Organism: Striga asiatica
Lineage: Eukaryota; Viridiplantae; Streptophyta; Magnoliopsida; Lamiales; Orobanchaceae
Source: the annotation of a GenBank genome assembly
UGAAAUUUGGCCAUUGCAAGAAGGGUAAUUGUGUCAUUGACUAAUGCUGCACCACUACCGCGCCUUGGAAACGCAAGUUUUUUUCAUCGCGUAAAACAUAUUCUCCCUCUUUUUCGAUUUAUCCGUCUUUGAAAGCCUUUAGAUCACACUCCCUUUUCCCCUUCAAAUUCACACCUAGAAGAUCGAAUAACAGUAAUGGGGCUGCUCUCCAACAGAAUCGAUAGGAGCAUCCUCAAAGCAGGGGAUCACAUAUACUCAUGGCGCACGGCGUAUGUGUAUGCUCAUCACGGCAUAUACGUCGGAGACGACAAAGUCAUACACUUCACAAGGCGCGGCCAGGAAGUCGGUACGGGCACCGUACUCGACCUCCUCCUCGUCAGUUCGGGCCCUGCCAGGGCCCGAACCCCAUGCCCCACCUGCUCCCCUCCAGAGGACGACGGGCACGGGGUCGUCAUCUCGUGCCUCGACUGCUUCUUAGCUGGCGGCAUUCUAUACCGAUUCGAAUACGCCGUGAGCCCAGCCCUCUUCCUGGCCAAGGCCCGCGGGGGAACCUGCACCCUAGCCAUCUCAGACGACGACGAGACCGUGGCCCACCGGGCCCGAUACCUCCUGGACAACGGGUUCGGGUGCUACAACGUGUUCAAGAACAACUGUGAGGACUUUGCCAUAUACUGUAAAACGGGCCUCCUGGUGCUGGACCAGAGCACGAUGGGCCAGAGUGGGCAGGCAGUGUCCAUUAUAGGUGGGCCACUCGCGGCAGUUUUGUCCACGCCCUUGCGGCUCGUGACGACUAAUGUGUACGGAAUGGUGGUUACGGGUGUUGGGGUGUACUGCGCGAGCCGGUAUGCGGCGGAUAUAGGGAUGAGGAGGGAUGUGGUGAAGGUGCCUGUUGAGGAACUCACGACGAGGGUUGGGACGGGCAUGCUUCAGUGGAGCGUCUACAGUGCUGAGGAGUCCGAGGAGUCCGACGCGUGGAGCGUCUACAGUGCUACCUGCUCCGGCGAGCCCGCUGGAAGCUCAAACGAGAACAGGCUGAGGCUGGCGGAAGAGUGGCUGAGGGCGGCCGUCUCGACGGUGGUGUCGCUGCUCAUCAAGCUCUUGCCGGAGUACAAUCCCUCUGACCCCGGGUUCCUAUGUGAAUCGUCUAUCUUGUGCUUGAUUUCAUGUACCGAUCAGAAAUAA